Drosophila grimshawi is the source of this 5071-nucleotide messenger RNA. It is a transcript of the gene eater, whose product is annotated as fibrillin-2. The record is from RefSeq and is a predicted model, not a curated record. The transcript is spliced from 5 exons. Lineage: Eukaryota; Metazoa; Arthropoda; Insecta; Diptera; Drosophilidae. The coding region runs from base 65 to 4867 and encodes 1600 amino acids.
UCUCAUAUUUUUUGCGAGACGCUUUCAGUCGCAUUAGUUAGUGCAUCAGAGUAAUUACUGCACAAUGCUUGUCCGGACGAUAUUGAUAUUUUUUGUUUUUCCUAGUAUUGUAUUGGCACAGAUUUGUGUCCAAUCGCAACCACGGAUUAUUAAGGGCAAACGGCAAAUUAUUAAAAGAAACUUUUGCUGCAAAGGCUAUAUACGUGUAAGAAGGAGUCCCCUUACAUGUAAACCGAUAUGCACAAAGAGCUGUGGGAACGGAAAAUGCGUGGAGCCAGAAACUUGCCGUUGCAAGCCAGGCUACGAGAAUCUCAACAAUUUGAUCUCUAAUCGCUGCGUGCCCAAAUGUAAGGGCGAAUGCAUGAAUGGCCAGUGCGGAUCGCCCGGUCUGUGUAUAUGCGCCAAGGGCUACAAGCUUAAUGAGUCAAGUGGUAAUUGCCUUCCAAUCUGCAACAGCGGAUGUUUUAAUGGCAACUGCAAGUCACCCGGAAAAUGCGUCUGCAACAAGGGAUUCACGCUGAAUGCCAAAAGUCAGAUCUGUCAACCACAGUGCAAGGAAGGCUACCAAAUAAAUGUUACCCUAAAUGAAUGCAAUCCAGUAUGCAGCACUGGAUGUGAUAACGGAUUCUGUAGUUCACCGGAUAUUUGUGAGUGCCAUGCGCAUUAUCAAAAGGGCACCGAUAACAAAUGUGAACCCAUUUGCAAAGACGGCUGCUUGAACGGCGUUUGUAAGUCGCCGGGAAGCUGUGAAUGCCUCACGGGAUACUCGAAAAAAACCGAGAGUAGUUGUUCACCAGUAUGUAAAGAUGGUUGUGAGAACGGAUUUUGCUCUGCUCCUUUAAAAUGCUCCUGCAACGAUGGCUACUCAAAGAUCAGUGAGAGUAGAUGUGCUCCAGUCUGCAGAGAUGGGUGUGUGAACGGAUUUUGCUCUGCUCCUGGAGAAUGCUCCUGCAACGAUGGAUAUUCUAAAGUGAAUGAGAACAGCUGUGCUCCAGUCUGUAACAAUGGAUGUCAGAACGGAUUAUGUACUGCUCCUGGGGAAUGUUCCUGUUUCGCUGGCUAUUCUAAAAUAACAGAGAACAGUUGUUCACCAGUAUGUAAAGAUGGUUGUGAGAACGGAUUUUGCUCUGCUCCUUUAAGAUGCUCCUGCAACGAUGGCUACUCAAAGAUCAGUGAGAGUAGAUGUGCUCCAGUCUGCAGAGAUGGGUGUGUGAACGGAUUUUGCUCUGCUCCUGGAAAAUGUUCUUGCAAUGAUGGCUACUCUAAAGUAAAUGAGAGCAGUUGUGGCCCUGUCUGUAAAGAUGGAUGUCAGAACGGAUUAUGUACUGCUCCUGGGGAAUGCACCUGUAAAGAUGGCUAUUCUAAAAUAACAGAGAACAAUUGUGCUCCCGUUUGUAAAGAUGGAUGUGAGAACGGAUUCUGCUCUGCUCCGGGAGAAUGCUCCUGCAACGAUGGAUAUUCUAAAGUGAAUGAGAACAGCUGUGCUCCAGUCUGUAACAAUGGAUGUCAGAACGGAUUAUGUACUGCUCCUGGGGAAUGCACCUGUAACGAUGGCUAUUCUAAAGUAACAGAGAACAAUUGUUCUCCAGUCUGCAAAGAUGGGUGUGUGAACGGAUUUUGCUCUGCUCCUGGAAAAUGUUCUUGCAAUGAUGGCUACUCUAAAGUAAAUGAGAGUAGAUGUGGCCCUGUCUGUAAAGAUGGAUGUCAGAACGGAUUAUGUACUGCUCCUGGGGAAUGCACCUGUAACGAUGGCUAUUCUAAAGUAACAGAGAACAAUUGUUCUCCAGUCUGCAAAGAUGGGUGUGUGAACGGAUUUUGCUCUGCUCCUAGAGAAUGCUCGUGCAACGAUGGAUAUUCUAAAGUGAAUGAGAACAGCUGUGCUCCAGUCUGUAACAAUGGAUGUCAGAACGGAUUAUGUACUGGUCCUGGGGAAUGUUCCUGUUUCGCUGGCUAUUCUAAAAUAACAGAGAACAGUUGCUCACCAGUAUGUAAAGAUGGUUGUGAGAAUGGAUUUUGCUCUGCUCCUGGAGAAUGUUCCUGUAACGAUGGAUAUUCUAAAGUGAAUGAGAACAGCUGUGCUCCAGUCUGUAACAAUGGAUGUCAGAACGGAUUAUGUUCUGCUCCUGAGGAAUGUUCCUGUUUCGCUGGCUAUUGUAAAGUAACAGAGAAUAGUUGUUCACCAGUAUGUAAAGAUGGUUGUGAGAAUGGAUUUUGCUCUGCUCCUGGAGAAUGUUCCUGCAACGAUGGAUAUUCUAAAGUGAAUGAGAACAGCUGUGCUCCAGUCUGUAACAAUGGAUGUCAGAACGGAUUAUGUACUGCUCCUGAGGAAUGCACCUGUAACGAUGGCUAUUCUAAAGUAACAGAGAACAGUUGUUCACCAGUAUGUAAAGAUGGUUGUGAGAAUGGAUUUUGCUCUGCUCCUGGAGAAUGUUCCUGUAACGAUGGAUAUUCUAAAGUGAAUGAGAACAGCUGUGCUCCAGUCUGUAACAAUGGAUGUCAGAACGGAUUAUGUUCUGCUCCUGAGGAAUGUUCCUGUUUCGCUGGCUAUUCUAAAGUAACAGAGAAUAGUUGUUCACCAGUCUGCAAAGAUGGAUGUGAGAACGGAUUCUGCUCUGCUCCGGGAGAAUGCUCCUGCAACGAUGGAUAUUCUAAAGUGAAUGAGAACAGCUGUGCUCCAGUCUGUAACAAUGGAUGUCAGAACGGAUUAUGUACUGCUCCUGAGGAAUGCACCUGUAACGAUGGCUAUUCUAAAGUAACAGAGAACAGUUGCUCACCAGUAUGUAAAGAUGGUUGUGAGAAUGGAUUUUGCUCUGCUCCUGGAGAAUGUUCCUGCAACGAUGGAUAUUCUAAAGUGAAUGAGAACAGCUGUGCUCCAGUCUGUAACAAUGGAUGUCAGAACGGAUUAUGUACUGCUCCUGAGGAAUGCACCUGUAACGAUGGCUAUUCUAAAGUAACAGAGAACAGUUGUUCACCAGUAUGUAAAGAUGGUUGUGAGAAUGGAUUUUGCUCUGCUCCUGGAGAAUGUUCCUGUAACGAUGGAUAUUCUAAAGUGAAUGAGAACAGCUGUGCUCCAGUCUGUAACAAUGGAUGUCAGAACGGAUUAUGUUCUGCUCCUGAGGAAUGUUCCUGUUUCGCUGGCUAUUGUAAAGUAACAGAGAAUAGUUGUUCACCAGUAUGUAAAGAUGGUUGUGAGAAUGGAUUUUGCUCUGCUCCUGGAGAAUGUUCCUGCAACGAUGGAUAUUCUAAAGUGAAUGAGAACAGCUGUGCUCCAGUCUGUAACAAUGGAUGUCAGAACGGAUUAUGUACUGCUCCUGAGGAAUGCACCUGUAACGAUGGCUAUUCUAAAGUAACAGAGAACAGUUGUUCACCAGUAUGUAAAGAUGGUUGUGAGAAUGGAUUUUGCUCUGCUCCUGGAGAAUGUUCCUGUAACGAUGGAUAUUCUAAAGUGAAUGAGAACAGCUGUGCUCCAGUCUGUAACAAUGGAUGUCAGAACGGAUUAUGUACUGCUCCUGAGGAAUGUUCCUGUUUCGCUGGCUAUUCUAAAGUAACAGAGAACAAUUGUUCUCCAGUCUGCAAGGAUGGGUGUGUGAACGGAUUUUGCUCUGCUCCUGGAGAAUGUUCCUGCAACGAUGGAUAUUCUAAAGUGAAUGAGAAAAACUGUGCUCCAGUCUGUAACAAUGGAUGUCAGAACGGAUUAUGUACUGCUCCUGAGGAAUGCACCUGUAACGAUGGCUAUUCUAAAGUAACAGAGAACAGUUGUUCUCCAGUCUGCAAGGAUGGGUGUGUGAACGGAUUUUGCUCUGCUCCUGGAGAAUGCUCCUGCAACGAUGGAUAUUCUAAAGUGAAUGAGAACAGCUGUGCUCCAGUCUGUAACAAUGGAUGUCAGAACGGAUUAUGUACUGCUCCUGAGGAAUGUUCCUGUUUCGCUGGCUAUUCUAAAAUAACAGAGAACAGUUGUUCACCAGUAUGUAAAGAUGGUUGUGAGAAUGGAUUUUGCUCUGCUCCUGGCGAAUGCACCUGUGACGAUGGCUAUUCUAAAGUGAAUGAGAACAGCUGUGCUCCGAUUUGUGAUAGUGAAUGUAAGAACGGCCGUUGCUCUGCUCCGGGAGAAUGUACCUGUUUUGAAGGCUACACCAAGCAAAGUGAGCACAAUUGUUCUCCAGUUUGUAAAGAUGGAUGUGAGAACGGAGUCUGUGAGGCUCCCGAGGUGUGCAAUUGCAAUGAGGGUUACAGUAAAAUAAGUGAGAACAGAUGUGUGCCCCUAUGUGAUAGGGGAUGUCCUAAUGGUUAUUGUGAGUCCCCUAAUAAGUGUAGCUGCAAUGAGGGGUACAUUAAAAUAGAAAAUAUUUGCAUGUCUGAAAUGAGUGCUGAAAGUUCCAGUACAGCAAGAAAUGCGAAAACGGAAAUGCCUGUAAAUGGUGGAGAUAUCCAGAUGAAUGCAUGCAAACAAAGAUGUUGGAAUGGAACCUGCAUUGAUGGUAAAUGCAGUUGUAAUCCAAACUACAGAUUGACUGGAGAUGCAAACAACAUAACACAACUGCUUUGUCUGCCCGUGUGUGAGAGGGAGUGCAUCCACGGUUAUUGUGCAUCUCCAGAUGUAUGCAACUGCUUCGAUGGGACCAUCGCACAAGGAGGCUUUGAUUGUUCGAGCAUUGAGGAUAUAGAAAAUGCUGGUUCAACAGGCAGCAUAAAUAACUUUGUAACGAAUUGGUUAUUCCUGGUUUUGAUUGUCAUCUCUGUAGUUCUGGCGCUAAUAAUUUGUUCUGUUUUCCACAUAUUUAAGCAGCGCGUAUACAGCGUGGAGAAAAAAGAAAACAAAUAUGGUGUUCACUAUUCGGCAAAUCAAGUUGAUAUAAUACGGGUCUGAAGCUUGAGCCAAUGAUUAAAUCUUAAGUACUUACCUGGAAUUUGAAUCACAGAAAUUGUAUUAGUUUAUUAUUUUAAUGAUUAAUGUGCUUUUUCUCAUUCCUUUCACCAUUAGUGAAUAUAUUUUAUAUAAUUAUACGCAUUUACGUAUCAGUUUUACCAGAUUAUAGAAAUGCCUGACAUGUCUGCUAAAUUUAUCACAAGA